Molecule: messenger RNA, 843 nt
Organism: Nicotiana tabacum (common tobacco)
Lineage: Eukaryota; Viridiplantae; Streptophyta; Magnoliopsida; Solanales; Solanaceae
Source: RefSeq, a predicted model, not a curated record
AUGGUAACGGUUAAAAACCGUUAUAUAAACAAUACAGUAACGGUUUUGAACCGUUCCAACAGAGAAAGGGUUGUGAUAGACGUAUCUAUUGUCACGGCAAUGCAAACCGUUGCAAGACCCGUUCCAGUAGGCCUAUGGUAUAAAUCUUCUUUUGAAAUGCUACAUUCACAUCCUCCUAAUUUUGAUUAUUUAAAAAAUUUUGGUUGUCUUGCCUAUGCAUCAAACCCCAAUAUUACUAAUAAGAUGUCACCUAGAGCCAUUCCUGCUGCCUUAAUGGGAUAUUCUUCUACUCAAAAAGGGUACAAACUCUAUGAUCUACAUGCUAAGUCAUUCUUUGUGAGCAGGAAUGUGGUGUUCAGAGAAGACCUAUUUCCUUUUAGACACUUCACUCCUUCUACUCUUCCCCUGUUUCCAUUACUAGAAUCUACAUCUGAUCCACCAAGAAAUAUUCUAAACACCACUCAUAACAAUACAAUAACCUCUCAAACUAUACAAGAAGACUUAGCUACAGAAAACCCUACAACUUUAAAUCCAUCCACCAAUACAGAUCAUUCCUUACAUCCAGUCACACCUAACAUCACAGUAACUAAUACAUCUAGCAUCAGUUCAAUACCUAUCACUGAACCUCAACAAUCUGAAACACUUAGAAAAUUCUCUAGAAUUGUCAAACAACCUCUGUGGAUGCAAGACUUUGUCACUACUAAAAAAUCCAAUUGUGCCUACCCCUUGUCAUCUUAUAUCUGUUAUGAACAUCUAACCCCACCUUAUAAGACUGCCUUAAACUCCUAUUCAUCUAUUGUUGAGCCUGCUAGUUACAAAGAAGCAGGUGCAGAUCCAAAGUAG